CGCGAAGCCGGCCCAUGGAGUGGCAGAUCCCGACGAUCCGCGCGCUGAAGCGGCAGUCGCAGGUAGACGAAGCGCAGCGUAUCCUCGAGAGGAUAGCAUCCUACGUGCUUCCGAUCAUGACCAAGCGCCAGUACCGCGUGCAGCAGCUCCUCGAGUUCUUCCCAAAGAAUGCCAACUUGCUCGGGAUGAACGUCAACCAUGGAUGGAAGAUCUACGUGCGCCUGCGUCCGGCGGAGCGGCCCACGAGCUUCCUGCCGUUCGAGCACCUUCUCGGGACGAUGCUCCACGAACUUGUGCACAUGAAGAUCGGACCUCACAACGCAGCCUUCUACAAGCUUCUGGACGAGCUGACGUCGGAGAUGGAAUCCCUCAUGGCCCAAGGACUCAUCGGUAUCACUGGCGCGCAGUUCCAAAACGCUGGCCAAGGACAUGCGCUUGGCGGCGCCAACGCGAGAAACGUUGCCAAGGCCGCCGCCGACGCUGCGAUACAGCGCAUGCGGCACCAAGCGCUUGUGGGCGCCAACGGCUCGUGUCGUCUCGGCGGCGAUGCGUCGGCCACAGCGGCGAGCUUGACCCCUGCGAUGCUCCGACAGAAAGCACUCAAGGCCGCCGAGCGACGACGACACGACCAACUAACCUGCGGUACGCACGACGAGCCCAGUCGUCAGAUUGGAGAGGCCGCGCCCGAGCCGUACGACGGGUGGAGCUGUGACCAGUGCACGUUUCUCAACGACGAGCGGCAGUCGGUCUGCGCCAUGUGCGGUGCCGGUACCAAGAAGCGCAAGCGCUCAAUGGGGGCGGUCGUGAACCUCGCCGCGUCGCCACCGCGGCCACCUCGGCAACCGCCCGGUGCCCCUACUGUCAUCGACCUAACGUGACUAAAAACACACAACCAUCGCUUGGCAUUCGCUUAGAGCUCGUUGCUGAAGCGAGGCACGCCGCUCGGGCGGCGGUCCACGGCCGCCUCCGACUUGAAGAUGCCUUUUCCAAAGUACUCUGCAAUCGUGUUGAAGCCGUCGGCCGCCGUCUCGAGCUACACAUGCCCAUGAGAUCUCUACAAUCACCGACACGACGUACUUGGUUGAAAAACUGCUCGUGGUUGCCAGCCUUGACUUCGAGCGACUGCUUCAAGCUCAACAAGUGGCGGUGCUCGGGCGCACACGUGAUACACUCGCGCUCCGUCUCGGAAAUGCAAUUCUACGACACGUUCGUCCAAGAUUGUCGAUGCAAGUAGAUCCAAGUCGUGGCUGCAGAGGUCGCACUUGGUGGCUUGGAAGACCAUCGCCUUGGACGAGAGACCGGCCAUUUGCGUGCGCAUCUUGGCCGUGUCUUGCUUGUACUUUUUGAUCUCGUCGCUGUCGGCGUCAAUGUGCGCCUGGUCCUUCUUGAGCUGGCUCACGACGUACGGCCGCACGACCGAGAGCGGCAUCUCGCGCGAUUGGCUCAAGAUCGACACCUACAGCCCACACGUAUCAACUUGAUAGCUCGAUACUAUAAUGCGACGCACCACUUGAAGCGGCGGAAUCUGCAACGUCGGCGUCACGUCCACGAGCGCGAGCAGCUGCUUGAGCUCGCUCCACUCGUCCGUCGAGCGCACCGACGAGCCUUUGGGAUACGGUCCGCGCUCGGCAAAGUACCGCAGCGCCAGCAGCCAGAGAUUGCUGUCGGUUUGCUGCUUGACGAGCUCGAGCACAGCCGCGUCUUCGCCCUCUUCCAUGUGGUGCUGCAGGAGCAUGUGGUACAUGUGCAGCUUCUGGUACAGAUACCGCUUGCCCUGCUUGAGCCCGUGCAUCUGCAUCAAAAUGAGCGCGUGGUCUUCGUCGUACUUGACGCGCGGGUUGUCGAGGAGCGAGAGGACCGCGGCUUCGGUCGUCACGGGCGACGGCGCUUCGUGCACUUCCGGCUCUUCGCUGUCGUCGUCCUUGGGCACGUCGCGCUUGUGCGUGUCGUUGAGGACCAUCUCGAGCAGCGUGUUGCCAAUCGACGUGUUGCUGACGCUUUCGACUUGGACAAUGUACUCGAGAAACUCGCGAAGUUGCGUGCGGUGCGACACAAAGAGGUGCAAAAAGUCACCUAGACACGCCACCUUAGCUCUCGCCACCAUGCUCGUCGCCGUACCAGGGUCCGACUUGGCGUUGGUCGUAGCCGAGAAGCGACCCGUGCACAGCUGCUGGAGAAGCUCUGUCGUCGGGCCCGGGAGAUGCGUCACAAGCGUGCGGCCAUAUUUGCGCAGAUUCAUAUCGGCCUCGGCAAACGACAGUCCUAUCGGUCGCUUUAUAAACAUGUCGCAUAGUCUUUUCGAGAACG
Molecule: messenger RNA, 2307 nt
Organism: Saprolegnia diclina VS20
Lineage: Eukaryota; Oomycota; Saprolegniomycetes; Saprolegniales; Saprolegniaceae
Exons: 8
Coding region: 15-878 (287 amino acids)
Source: RefSeq, a predicted model, not a curated record